Molecule: messenger RNA, 6259 nt
Organism: Mandrillus leucophaeus (drill)
Lineage: Eukaryota; Metazoa; Chordata; Mammalia; Primates; Cercopithecidae
Gene: MGAM
Product: maltase-glucoamylase
Exons: 52
Biological process (GO): carbohydrate metabolic process
Molecular function (GO): carbohydrate binding; alpha-1,4-glucosidase activity
Source: RefSeq, a predicted model, not a curated record
AGAUCUUUGGUUGCUUUGGUGGACUGUGCUCCUCUGCUUUUAUUGCUAAGCCAUCCUUCAGGCAGAGAGGGAGCGGCUGCAGGAGGUAAUGAGAGAUGGCAAGAAAGAAGCUGAAAAAAUUUACCACUUUGGAGAUUGUGCUCAGUGUUCUUCUGCUCGUGUUGUUUAUCAUCAGUAUUGUUCUAAUUGUGCUUUUAGCCAAGGAGUCAUUGAAAUCAACAGCCCCAGAUCCCGGGACAACUGGUACCCCAGAUCCUGGAACAACCACUUCCACGCAGUCUAGGACAACUGGUCCCCCAGAUGCUGGAACAACUGGUUCCACGUAUCCUACGACAACGGGUCCCCUAGAUCCUGGAACAACUAGUACCACUCCUGUUUCUGCUGAAUGUCCCGUGGUAAAUGAAUUGGAACGAAUUAAUUGCAUCCCUGACCAGCCACCAACAAAGGCCACAUGUGACCAACGUGGCUGUUGCUGGAAUCCCCAGGGAGCCGUAAGUGUUCCCUGGUGCUACUAUUCCAAGAAUCAUAGCUACCACAUGGAGGGCGACCUUGUAAACACAAAUGCAGGAUUCACAGCCCGGUUGAAAAAUCUGCCUUCUUCACCCGUGUUCGGAAGCAAUGUUGACAAUGUUCUUCUCACAGCAGAAUAUCAGACGUCUAAUCGUUUCCACUUUAAGUUGACUGACCAAACCAAUAAAAGGUUUGAAGUACCCCACGAACAUGUGCAGUCCUUCAGUGGAAAUGCUGCUGCUUCUUUGACCUACCGAGUUGAAAUCUCCAGAGAGCCAUUUAGCAUCAAAGUGACCAGAAGAAGCAACAAUCGUGUUUUGUUUGACUCAAGCAUUGGGCCCCUCCUGUUUGCCGACCAGUUCUUGCAGCUCUCCACCCGACUGCCUAGUGCUAAUGUGUAUGGCCUGGGAGAGCAUGUGCACCAGCAGUACCGGCAUGAUAUGAAUUGGAAGACCUGGCCCAUAUUUAACAGGGACACAACUCCCAAUGGAAACGGAACUAAUUUGUAUGGUGCGCAGACAUUCUUCCUGUGUCUUGAAGAUGCUAGUGGAUUGUCCUUUGGGGUGUUUCUGAUGAACAGCAAUGCCAUGGAGGUUGUCCUUCAGCCCGCGCCAGCCAUCACUUACCGCACCACUGGGGGCAUUCUCGACUUCUAUGUGUUCUUGGGAAACACUCCAGAGCAAGUUGUUCAGGAAUAUCUAGAGCUUAUUGGGCGGCCAGCCCUUCCCUCCUACUGGGCACUUGGAUUUCACCUCAGUCGUUAUGAAUAUGGAACCUUAGACAACAUGAGAGAAGUCGUGGAGAGAAAUCGCGCAGUACAGCUCCCUUAUGAUGUUCAACAUGCUGAUAUUGAUUAUAUGGAUGAGAGAAGGGACUUCACUUAUGAUCCAGUGAAUUUUAAAGGCUUCCCUGAAUUUGUCAAUGACUUACACAAAAAUGGACAGAAGCUUGUCAUCAUUGUGGAUCCAGCCAUCUCCAACAACUCUUCCUCAAGUAAACCCUAUGGCCCAUAUGACAGGGGUUCAGAUAUGAAGAUAUGGGUGAAUAGUUCAGAUGGAGUGACUCCACUCAUUGGGGAGGUCUGGCCUGGACAAACUGUGUUUCCUGAUUAUACCAAUCCCAACUGUGCUGUUUGGUGGACAAAGGAAUUUGAACUUUUUCAUAAUCAAGUGGAGUUUGAUGGAAUCUGGAUUGAUAUGAAUGAAGUCUCCAACUUUGUUGAUGGUUCGGUCUCAGGAUGUUCCACAAACAACCUAAAUAAUCCCCCAUUCACUCCCAGAGUCCUGGAUGGGUACCUGUUCUGCAAGACUCUCUGUAUGGAUGCAGUGCAGCACUGGGGCAAGCAGUAUGACGUUCACAAUCUGUACGGCUACUCCAUGGCGGUUGCCACAGCAGAAGCUGUCAAGACUGUGUUCCCUAAUAACAGAAGCUUCAUUCUGACCCGUUCUACCUUUGCGGGUUCUGGCAAGUUUGCAGCACAUUGGUUAGGAGACAACACCGCCACCUGGGAUGACCUGCGAUGGUCCAUCCCUGGCGUCCUUGAGUUCAACCUUUUCGGCAUCCCAAUGGUGGGUGCUGACAUAUGUGGCUUUGCCUUGGAUGCCCCUGAGGAGCUCUGUAGGCGGUGGAUGCAGUUGGGUGCAUUUUAUCCAUUUUCUAGAAAUCACAAUGGCCAAGGCUUCAAGGACCAGGAUCCUGCCUCCUUUGGAGCUGACUCCCUGCUGUUGAAUUCCUCCAGGCACUACCUUAACAUCCGCUAUACUCUAUUGCCCUACCUAUACACCCUCUUCUUCCGUGCUCACAGCCGAGGGGACACGGUGGCCAGGCCCCUUUUGCAUGAGUUCUAUGAGGACAACAGCACUUGGGAUGUGCACCAACAGUUCUUAUGGGGGCCCGGCCUCCUCAUCACUCCAGUUCUGGAUGAAGGUGCAGAGAAAGUGAUGGCAUAUGUGCCUGAUGCUGUCUGGUAUGACUACGAGACUGGGAACCAAGUGAGAUGGAGGAAGCAAAAAGUCGAAAUGGAACUUCCUGGAGACAAAAUUGGACUUCACCUUCGAGGAGGCUACAUCUUUCCCACACAGCAGCCAAAUACAACCACUGUGGCCAGUCGAAAGAACCCUCUUGGUCUUAUCAUUGCCCUAGAUGAGAACAAAGAAGCAAAAGGAGAACUUUUCUGGGAUGAUGGGGAAACGAAGGAUACUGUGGCCAAUAAAGUGUAUCUUUUAUGUGAGUUUUCUGUCACUCAAAACCGCUUGGAGGUGAAUAUUUCACAAUCAACCUACAAGGACCCCAAUAAUUUAGCAUUUAAUGAGAUUAAAAUUCUUGGGACAGAAGAACCUAGUAAUGUUACAGUGAAACACAGUGGUGUCCCAAGUCAGACUUCUCCUACAGUCACUUAUGAUUCUAACCUGAAGGUUGCCAUUAUCACAGACAUCAAUCUUCUCCUGGGAGAAGUGUACACAGUGGAGUGGGAUAUAAAGAUAAGGGAUGAUGGAAAAAUAGACUGUUACCCUGAUGAGAAUGGCGCUUCUGGAGAAAACUGUGCUGCCCGUGGCUGUAUCUGGGAGGCAUCCAAUUCUUCUGGGGUCCCUGUUUGCUAUUUUGUCAACGAUCUAUACUCUGUCAGUAAUGUUCAAUAUAAUUCACAUGGGGCCACAGCUGACAUCUCCUUAAAGUCUUCUGUGUAUGCCAAUGCCUUCCCCUCCACACCCGUGAACCCCCUUCGCCUGGAUGUCACUUACCAUAAGAAUGAAAUGCUGCAGUUCAAGAUUUAUGAUCCCAACAACAAUCGGUAUGAAGUUCCAGUUCCUCUGAACGUACCCACAGUGCCAUCCAGCACCCCUGAGGGUCAACUCUAUGAUGUCCUCAUUAAGAAGAAUCCAUUUGGGAUUGAAAUUCGCCGCAGGAGUACAGGCACUAUAAUUUGGGACUCUCAGCUCCUUGGUUUCACCUUCAAUGACAUGUUUAUUCGCAUCUCCACCCGCCUUGCCUCCAAGUACCUCUAUGGCUUUGGGGAAACUGAGCACACAUCCUAUAGGAGAGACUUGGAGUGGCACACUUGGGGGAUGUUCUCCCGAGACCAGCCCCCAGGGUACAAGAAGAAUUCCUAUGGUGUCCACCCCUACUACAUGGGGCUGGAGGAGGAUGGCAGUGCCCACGGAGUGUUCCUGCUGAACAGCAAUGCCAUGGACGUGACGUUCCAGCCCCUGCCUGCCUUGACAUACCGUACCACAGGGGGAGUUCUGGACUUUUAUGUGUUCUUGGGGCCAACUCCAGAGCUUGUCACCCAGCAGUACACUGAGUUGAUUGGCCGGCCUGUGAUGGUACCUUACUGGUCUUUGGGUUUCCAGCUGUGUCGCUAUGGAUACCAGAACGACUCUGAGAUCGCCAGCUUGUAUGAUGAGAUGAUGGCCGCCCAGAUCCCUUAUGACGUGCAGUACUCAGACAUCGACUACAUGGAGCGGCAGCUGGACUUCACCCUCAGCCCCAAGUUUGCUGGGUUUCCAGUCUGGCCCGAUUUUCCUGGUGUUGUUGUGAAUGAAUCUCUAGACUGGGACAGUCAAGUGGAGCUAUAUCGAGCUUAUGUAGCCUUCCCAGACUUUUUCCGUAAUUCAACUGCCAAGUGGUGGAAGAGGGAAAUAGAAGAAGUGUACAACAAUCCACAGAAUCCAGAGAGGAGCUUGAAGUUUGAUGGCCUGUGGAUUGAUAUGAAUGAACCAUCAAGCUUCGUGAAUGGGGCAGUUUCUCCAGGCUGCAGGGACGCCUCUCUGAACCGCCCUCCCUACAUGCCAUAUUUGGAGUCCAGGGACAGGGGCCUGAGCAGCAAGACCCUGUGCAUGGAGAGUCAGCAGAUCCUCCCAGACGGCUCCCCAGUGCAGCACUACAACGUGCACAACCUGUACGGGUGGUCCCAGACCAGAGCCACAUACGAAGCCAUGCAGGAGGUGACGGGACAGCGAGGGGUCGUCAUCAGCCGCUCCACAUUUCCCUCUUCUGGCCGCUGGGCAGGUCAUUGGCUGGGAGACAACACGGCCGCGUGGGAUCAGCUGAAGAAAUCUAUCAUUGGCAUGAUGGAGUUCAGCCUCUUCGGCAUAUCCUAUACAGGAGCAGAUAUCUGUGGGUACUUUCAAGAUGCUGAAUAUGAGAUGUGUGUUCGCUGGAUGCAGCUAGGGGCCUUUUACCCCUUCUCAAGAAACCACAACACCAUUGGGACCAGGAGACAAGACCCUGUGUCCUGGGAUGCUGCUUUUGUGAAUAUUUCCAGAAAUGUCCUGCAGACCAGAUACACCCUGUUGCCAUAUCUGUAUACCUUGAUGUAUAAGGCCCACACGGAGGGCGUCACUGUUGUGCGGCCUCUGCUUCAUGAGUUUGUGUCAGACCAGGUGACGUGGGACAUAGACAGUCAGUUCCUGCUGGGCCCAGCCUUCCUGGUCAGCCCUGUCCUGGAGCGCAAUGCCAGAAAUGUCACUGCAUAUUUCCCUAGAGCCCGCUGGUACGAUUACUACACGGGUGUGGAUAUUGAUGCAAGAGGAGAGUGGAAGACCUUGCCAGCCCCUCUUGACCACAUUAAUCUUCAUGUCCGUGGGGGCUACAUCCUGCCCUGGCAAGAGCCUGCACUGAACACCCACUUAAGUCGAAAGAACCCUCUUGGUCUUAUCAUUGCCCUAGAUGAGAACAAAGAAGCAAAAGGAGAACUUUUCUGGGAUGAUGGGCAAACGAAGGGUGAGCGCUGUUACGAUCAUGUUGCUGUUUCGAAACCCGCACCUAACCGCUUGGAGGUGAAUAUUUCACAAUCAACCUACAAGGACCGCAAUAAUUUAGCCUUUAAUGAGAUUAAAAUUCUUGGGACAGAGGAACCUAGCAAUGUUACAGUGAAACACAAUGGUGUCCCAAGUCAGACUUCUCCUACAGUCACUUAUGAUUCUAACCUGAAGGUUGCCAUUAUCACAGACAUCAGUCUUCUCCUGGGAGAAGCGUACACAGUGGAGUGGGAUAUAAAGAAGAGGGAUUUUGAAAAAAUAGACUGUUACCCUGAUGAGAAUGGCGCUUCUGCAGAAAACUGCACUGCCCGUGGCUGUAUCUGGGAGGAUCCAGCUAUUUCUGGCAAUGAGACACAGCCCUAUCCUGCCUUCACUCGGGGCUUGGAGGAUGACAUCUUCAUCAAAUACCCAAAUGAUGGAGACAUUGUCUGGGGAAAGGUCUGGCCCGAUUUUCCUGGUGUUGUUGUGAAUGAAUCUCUAGACUGGGACAGCCAAGUGGAGUUGAUUGGCCGGCCUGUGAUGGUACCUUACUGGUCUUUGGGUUUCCAGCUGUGUCGCUAUGGAUACCAGAACGACUCUGAGAUCGCCAGCUUGUAUGAUGAGAUGGUGGCCGCCCAGAUCCCUUAUCUAUAUCGAGCUUACGUGGCCUUCCCAGACUUUUUCCGUAAUUCAACUGCCAAGUGGUGGAAGAGGGAAAUAGAAGAACUAUAUAACAAUCCACAGAAUCCAGAGAGGAGCUUGAAGUUUGAUGGCCUGUGGAUUGAUAUGAAUGAACCAACAAGCUUCGUGAAUGGAGCAGUUUCUCCAGGCUGCAGGGACGCCUCUCUGAACCGCCCUCCCUACAUGCCACAUUUGGAGUCCAGGGACAGGGGUCUGAGCAGCAAGACCCUGUGCAUGGAGAGUCAGCAGAUCCUCCCAGACGGCUCCCCGGUGCAGCACUACAACGUGCACAACCUGUACGGGUGGUCCCAGACCAGACCCACAUAUGA